ACUCGUACUGUCUUGGUGAUUUCGUGUUUAGGUUGGAAAGGAACCAGCUUGUUGAUCAAGCUGAUGGACAGAAUUUCAAUAAUAAUGCAAUUGCAGAAAUGGGUAUGGGCAAAGAAACUCCCCUUAAAUGUGAGACUUGCAGUAAAGAUCAGAACGAGUACUCUGAUAAAUAUUAUUCAUCCCAUAUUGGCAAUGUAGUGGGCUUCAAAGAUGGUGGUGUCAAGGUGAAAUGGGCUACUGGUCUUACAACCCAGGUUGCUCCUAAUGAAAUCUUUCGAAUAGAUAAAUUUGAAGGUUCAUCUACAACUCCCGAAGAAAACAUUGAGGAAUUGAAUCAUGAGUUGAUUGAGGACGACAAUCAAUCUUCCCCAGGGAAAGAAAAGGAUGUGUCAGAUCUCAAUAUUGUUGAUAAAGAUUGCAAAAAGUACCCAUGGUAGUCUACUUCCUCCCUCC
Vitis riparia (riverbank grape) is the source of this 453-nucleotide messenger RNA. Its product is annotated as probable ubiquitin-conjugating enzyme E2 24. The transcript has 3 exons. The record is from RefSeq and is a predicted model, not a curated record. Bases 99 to 437 code for a protein of 112 amino acids. NCBI's taxonomy places the organism in Eukaryota, Viridiplantae, Streptophyta, Magnoliopsida, Vitales, Vitaceae.